GGGAUAUAGGCCUAUAAAACGCAUUGUGCCCAUUUUGAAGAAAAAAAAAUUAAGGUACAAUUCAAAAGCGCUCGAACGAGAUUGAUUAGAUGACCUUUAACCCUUACCAGGAAGUGCGGCACCAUACAUUAGUUUUGUAUUCGAUUAAAAGCAAUAGUAUAGAGUUUGUCAUUGCUGCACGAGUUCAGCACAACUAUCUGAACUACAAAACCGUGCAAUUAACAGACUUAUAGUGAUCUGCAUAGAGGCAAAAAUGAAGUCACAAAUUCUUAGCCACUGUGAUUCACGUCUCAUUGUUUUGCUCAUGUUUCUUGAAGGAGUUACUGCACAGCCAGUUAUUUCUGGAGAUACAUGGGCAGAUAUUGGCUUGGACACCAGUUUGUCAUGCUCACCAGGAGAUGCAAUAUUACUACUGAGAUGGGGAGAUGGCAGCUUGAACAAUGAUAAUAUUUCAAGCAUGUCUACUAUAGUGAGAGUGGUGAUACCAACUGGGGAUCUCAUAAAUAGAGAUGAGACGCAUUAUGGAUUUGAUCCAAAUGAUCCUUUGUAUCCAUUAACAAUAAAACAAGUGACAUUGGAUGAUGAGGCUAAGUACUGGUGUGAGGUGUUCGUUGGUGGUGUUUACAGAGAUGACACAAAGGAAAUGCGAAUAAGAGUUCCGCCUGCUACCAUUUCUUUAACCUAUAAGAAUACCAUCUACGCCGACCAAGCUGAUGUUGAAGUGAUAGCAGGAGAUGGUCAUCAGUUUAGUUGUGAGACGCUCGGCAUCAAACCUAAUGCAGACUUCACCUGGACUCUUCAGGGUACACCACUUUACCAAGGACUUCCUGGGACUGCCACUCCUAAUAGUGGAGAUAGCAGAUUGAGUGACAGCUUGAGUGCAGUAUCUGUGAAUGUUCCAGAGAGUCCGGCAGUGCAGCAACUGACAUGUGGUGCUACUAACAGACAAGAUGGGAAUACAGAUACUGAGAAGGAUACUUCAGUAACUAUACAAGUCAAAGUUCCUCCAAUAUCAUCCAAAAUGACUCUCCAAGGAACCAACUCAGACGGUACAUUAUCUGUAGAUGAAGGUUUGAUGAGCACAAUCACAUGCGUUGUUAUGGGUACCAGACCAUCUGCAGAUAUCAAGUGGUUUCUCAACGGUGUAAUGCAGUCUGGUGGUACAGUAUCCCCACCUUCAGCAGACUCUGAUGAACUAUAUGAUACCACAGGAUCUUGGUGGAUUACUCCAACUAGGAACAACCAUAAAGAUGAGAUGAUGUGUCAGGCAAGCACUCCACAAUCACACGGAGAUCUACCAAAGGUGACAGCAGUACUCAAUGUGAAUGGUCCUCCAGACACUCCGAGCAUAACCGGCAAUACACAAAUGACUGAGAAUGUACAAACUAGUCUGAUGUGUGAAGCAGACAUGGGGUUUCCAGACGAUUGGAGUUUACAUUGGUUCAGAGAAGAUACAGCAAUAACACCUAACCCUACCACAACGCCUUCAUCCUCAGGAACUCGCUUCAUGUUCACCAGCACUCUGGACUUCACACCAAUCAGAGAAUAUAAUGGACAUACCAUCAAGUGUGGUGCACAAAAGAAUUCAAUGAGUGGUUCAACGGCAAAGCUAGGUCCGAUAGAUGUUCAAUGUGAGUUAAGCAUUUUGUCUGUUGACCCCUAUUGA
This is a messenger RNA of Asterias rubens (European starfish), 1666 nucleotides long. RefSeq lists its product as uncharacterized. The coding region runs from base 254 to 1666 and encodes 470 amino acids. Gene Ontology annotation, molecular function: cell adhesion molecule binding. Gene Ontology annotation, biological process: cell-cell adhesion. The record is from RefSeq and is a predicted model, not a curated record. Lineage: Eukaryota; Metazoa; Echinodermata; Asteroidea; Forcipulatida; Asteriidae. Gene Ontology annotation, cellular component: cell-cell junction. The transcript has 5 exons.